Cephus cinctus (wheat stem sawfly) is the source of this 3258-nucleotide messenger RNA. Its product is annotated as facilitated trehalose transporter Tret1-2 homolog. The coding region runs from base 1400 to 2815 and encodes 471 amino acids. Gene Ontology annotation, cellular component: membrane. The transcript has 6 exons. Gene Ontology annotation, molecular function: transmembrane transporter activity. The record is from RefSeq and is a predicted model, not a curated record. Gene Ontology annotation, biological process: transmembrane transport. Lineage: Eukaryota; Metazoa; Arthropoda; Insecta; Hymenoptera; Cephidae.
AGGAGGUUAUGUUGAUAUUGUCUCAUAGGCAAUUCCAUAUAACAAUGACUAAUAGAUAACAAACAAAGGAGUAUACACUUAAACGCCUGGGAGUGGAUUUAUCUCUAUACUGUUUUUUCAAAAAACUUACAUACUCACUAUAAUUGUAAUUUGUGUACCCAGUGAAUCCACCUCGUACCAGCAUACAUGUAUGUUCAUAAAAUUAUCCAUAUCCCGUAUUUGCAGUUUGCUUUUUAAUCUACCUCUGUAUUCACUGUUUACCUUUUUUUUAACACAAUUUACCUCUAUAUUCACACGUGUGAACGGUGUUCAUAAUUGUAUUACAUAAUUAUCGAAAACAUACAUGCACUUAUUAGCACUCGAAAACAUAUACUGGGCUAUUCAGUCCAAACGUAUCACUUGAAGUUAGCGUUCCCAUUUGAUUCUUAUAAUAAAACUGCAUUCAGGCAGUACGUUUAGUCCGAAUAGCCAAGUAUCCAUUAAUAGCAAGUGCAAUACGCGUAAGAUUACAUAUAACAUUUAAAAACUGAAAAUUAUUUUAAAAAUAUAUUGAACCAAAAAAUAUGGUAAAAAAAUAAAAAUAUCCAUCCACCUAUUUACUUCCAUGCUCUGAAUCUGAUUAAGUGUAUCCAACUAAACUGUUAAUUAAUUUCGUCAACUCAAUCAUUUUGCGCCAAUAAAGGUGUCGGAAACUAUACCAACGUACAUGCACACUAUUUGUAUACACAUAUACCUGGGUGACAUUACGUCACGACGUCUCCAAUACCUCAAUGCUAUACAUCCCAGUCAUCCAGUGUAACAUUUGCUAAGACGUGAGCCUGAGCUUUGUCGUUGAUUUUUUCCUUUCUUUUUACUUAAAGAAAAAAUAGUUUCCAGGGUUAGAGAUAGAGUAAGAGUGACAACCGCAAGGGAAAACAGACCUACCCAGAUAGUUAUACUGAUACACGUUGAUGGAUAUAGUGCGCAGAUGGUGUCCGCAUAUGUGGAAAUGCUUUACACUUCUACGUUAAGACACCUUGUAAAACAAUAAAAUAUUUCUGUACAUAAAUCAAAGGCAUGCAUAUACGCAUAUGGUUACUGUGAUACCGACAGGCAAACGUGCCCAACGCACCCAGUCGGUAUUCGUUGGUAGAAAAGGGGAAGCAGUCGCGUAAAAAAAGAUUGUAUAGACUGAAAUAUUUUUGUGUAAUUUUAGUUUUUUUUUUAUAAUUAAUAUUUUCUUGUGAUAUUAAAAAAUUUGGUGUACAAUAAUAUAUUUGGUGGUGUUCGUCAAACUUGUGAAAAAUUAUGAAGCUUUUUGGUGUGAGUGUAUCACGCGAACUUGUUUAUCAGUAAUGAAAGACUCUCGUUACAGUUACUCUAUGGAACUCUGGGUGCCAUUUCUCUUAUUGGUUCUGGUAUGACUAUGGGUUAUUCUGCUGUGGCUUUGCCUUCAUUGGCUAAUGGGACGUCUGGUGUAUACGUGGUAGAUGACAGUGCAACGUGGUUUGCUUCGUUGCCUAUUAUCGCUACUCCACUUGGAUCGGUGAUAAGUCUAAUUACCAUGAAAGCUGGAAGAAGAGUCGCCAUCGCUUCUAGCACUUCUGUAUGCACCAUCAGCUGGAUAACAAUAGCUUGCAGUUACGACGUGCCGCAAUUAUUGUUCGGUAGAAUCCUUGGUGGAGUCGCUAUAGGGUUGGUGUCGACACCUAGCGCCGUUUAUGUAGCUGAAAUUUCGUCACCAAACAUCACGACGGUGUUGACGGCGUUGACAGCACUGACAAUGGCUAUGGGUGUUUCGAUAGUGUAUUUUUUAGGUUAUGUCACUCAGCGCGACUGGAGAAUGACUGCUAUACUUUCGAGUAUUGCACCAUUUUUUUUAACAGCAGCCAUCAUCAUUUCACUUCCGGAAAGUCCUCGAUGGCUUCUGUCACGGAAGCGUCACGAAGACGCUCGGAAGGCUCUCUUGCGUCUUCGUGGAUUAAAACAGGAGACUGAGUCGUUCAAAGAAGAAUUUGCUGAUAUGAUAAGUAAUAGUUUGAAGAAUUAUGAAGCGGAAACAAGCACAGGGAUAGGACAGGGUCCGACGUUUGUCCCAGAUCCUGGUGCAUCGCAGACAGGGAUACCAACCCCAUCUAGAAUCAAAGAUUCUGGUACCAGCAUCGUCAAUAUUGUUUGGAAGAAGUCACGUGAUAUACUUAGGAUUAUUAAAAUCCCAGAAGUUUGGAAACCAUUUAUUAUCCUAAACAUGUUCUUCUUCUUUCAACAAUUCUGUGGUAUCUACGUGCUCAUCGCUUAUUCCGUGGACCUAAUCUCAAACACUGGUAUCACUCAAGAUCCUUACGUCAUCACUGUUUUCAUAGGAUUAAUACAAUUGGUAGCGAGCAUAACGUUGGUUUCUUCUAGUACAAGAAUUGGCAGGAGAUCGAUAGCAAUGAUAUCUGGUGUCGGUAUGUCAGUAUCCUUAGCUGUGCUGGGAGUGUACAACCAAUUUUUUAGAAACGACGCCAUAUCCGGUCUACCACUAGCAUGCAUACUCUUUUUCAUUGCGGCAGGAUCAUUUGGUUUUGCUUCGCUUCCUUGGGCGAUGAUUGGUGAACUUUAUCCAACGCGUUACGUCAGCAUCCUGGGACCAAUCACAACGUGUUUUGCUGGAUUUUAUCAAUUUGCCACCGUCCAAUUAUACCCGACGUUCAUUCAGUACGAUGCAAUCGGUACGAUUUACUUUUAUUGCGCCAUAUCAGUUGCCGCGACCAUCUUUGUCGUUUUCACUCUGCCAGAAACUAUGGGCAAAUCCAAAACUGAGAUUGAAGCACGGUUCAAGGGAAUUUCGUAGAAUGCAAUUUAUCGCUGAUGAUUAUUAGACUUUUAUUAAAAAUGAACCGAAAUUCAUUCGUUCAUCGUCAUUAUUUAUUAACAUAAUAGAUAAAUGACAAUGAUUACCAGUAGGUAUUGAAGAGAAAUAGUAUUGCCAUCUGGUAUAUGCAAUUAUCAUAAGAGAUAUCUUGAAAAUAUUUCGUUUUUAUCCAGUGAUUAUUAGUUCGAAAAUUAAACACUAGAUGGCAAUAACGUUCAGACUAACUGUAAAUAUAGCCGGGCCGGAAUAUCAUUGUGUCUUAUGCACGGGACUUCUUCAAACCACACUAGUUGGCAUGUUAUUUGGCAUUCAUAAAAUAUGUGAACAGAAAUAACAUUUAUAUAUAAGAUUAUCGUAAGAUUAAGUUGAAUUGUUAGAAUUGCCUGUAGAAUUUUGAAAAUAUUAAAAUUCCCUUUAAUAUA